This is a messenger RNA of Mya arenaria, 1944 nucleotides long. RefSeq names its product mitotic spindle assembly checkpoint protein MAD2A-like. Bases 68 to 673 code for a protein of 201 amino acids. The record is from RefSeq and is a predicted model, not a curated record. Gene Ontology annotation, biological process: mitotic spindle assembly checkpoint signaling. NCBI's taxonomy places the organism in Eukaryota, Metazoa, Mollusca, Bivalvia, Myida, Myidae. Gene Ontology annotation, cellular component: kinetochore; nucleoplasm; cytoplasm. The transcript is spliced from 5 exons.
CGGAAGUAAAUAUUGACCCCGGGACUUUCAAAGCGAAAUCUAAAUUACAUUUCUAAUUGCUGUUAAAAUGGCUGCAACGGCAUCAAAGAACGCGAUCACUCUUAAGGGAUCCACUGAAAUCGUUGCCGAGUUCUUUGAUUAUGGAAUCAACAGCAUCCUGUACCAGCGCGGAAUCUAUUCACCUGAAAUGUUCACCCGUGAACAGAAGUAUGGUCUCACACUGCUCAUGAACACAGAUGAAUCCAUCAAAGAUUACCUUUCCAAGGUCAUCUCACAAAUCAAAGAGUGGCUAAUGAACAAGACUGUCAGCAAGCUGGUGGUUGUUAUAAAGAGUUUGUCUGCCAAUGAAGUGCUGGAGCGAUGGCAGUUUGACGUCGAGUGUGACAAAGCUGUCCUUGCAGAAACGAAGCCCGUGGAGAAGUCUGAGAAGGAAAUACAUGAGGGGAUCCGGGCUGUCAUCCGCCAAAUAACUGCCUCUGUUACAUUCCUCCCUCUCAUAGAGGAACCCUGCAGCUUUGACCUUCUGGUGUACACGGACAAAGACCUGGACGUGCCUGAGUCAUGGGGAGAGUCUGGGCCGCAGUUUGUUGCCGACUCUGAAGAAGUGCGCCUGCGCUCCUUCACCACAACCAUACACAAGGUGGACACCAUGGUCGCAUACAAGAAGGUCUAACUCUCUCGGGUGUUGGGACUGAAGACAUAUAUAUGCAGAAAUGGGUGUGCGACACAAAGGUGCUUUCUCUUGUGCUAAACUCAGAAUUGAUGGUGUUGAUUGCAAGAAGGCAUCAUGGUUUUUCAAUGGACUCAUUAAUUCAUUGUUCAAUAUUGUUUGCAGUAACAGAUACAAUCAUAAUGGCUGAACAACAGUAACAGUUUUAAUGACAGUUUCAUAAAAGUGAAAUGGUGAGAUUAUUGUUUGAACCGGUUUCAUAGUAAAGUGUGUGUUCCUUUGAAAACAUUUUUGCAAAAGUGUAAGAAAUCAUUUAAACAAUACAUGUACCUUCAUGCAUCUGACUUAAAUUCAGACUAGUUUGGGCCAAGUGUUUGGGACACACUUCAUGCAAUGGAAAUUCACAAAUCAGGGUUAUUAAAGUGUUGUUAAGGACAUACUUCGACUAGAAGUUCAAGUAGUAACAACAGGGUUAUUUCAGGUUUUGAUAUGACUAACAUGUACUGUUAUUACUAUUACAUAUGUAUUUAUAAUACAUGUGCUUUCUCUUGUCUUUAUUUCAUCUUCAAAUAAUUGUGUAUUUCAAAUACUGCAAAACAGGGUUGAUUUUUCUUGAAAUGUUUAAAUGAAAUAUAUGAAAUAAUUAUGUACUUUAAUAUCUGACAACUGCUAGAACUUUUAAAACAAGAUAUUUUAGAGAAAGUUUAUUUUGACACGUCUUUUACAUGCAAAGUCAUAUUUUUUUCUAAAUUGUUUCUUUUCAAUAGAGAUCCAGUACCUUAUUGUCAGAUAUAUUCAAAGUGUUAAGAAAUUUAACAAAAGAAAUCCAGAUUUUUUCACCAAAACAUGUCUAUGCCAUGUAGUAAAGUGAUAUAAGUUUAGGUUGAACAUAUUCCAGCCAAUUGAGACAUGGUUCUACAGUAUGUGAAAGGUUUGAUUCUACAGUAUGUGAAAGGUUUGAUUCUACAGUAUGUGAAAGGUUUGAUUCUACAGUGUGUGAAAGGUUUGGUUCUACAGUAUGUGAAAGGUUUGAUUCUACAGUAUGUGAAAGGUUUGAUUUUACAGUGUGUGAAAGGUUUGGUUCUACAGUAUGUGAAAGGUUUGAUUCUACAGUGUGUGAAAGGUUUGAUUCUUCAGUAUGUGAAAUAAUGGGCAGGUUCAACAGUAUGUGAAAUACACAAAAUUUGUUAUAAAUCUUUUUUCUUUUUUCUAAUAUCUCCACAUCCUGUCUAAUCAUCAUGUUGAAAUUAUGUACAUAAACCAAUUGAAAUGAU